CCGCCAUCUUGCCGGCGCUCCGACCGCCGCCGAGAAGCUGCCCACCCUCCGCUGCUGAGCUGGAACCCCCUCAACAUUAAUAUUCAGCGAAGGACCAGGCCCGCACAGGACGCCAAGAUGAUUAGAAGAAUGGAACCUUGGUGAUAUUUGGAACUCAAAAUCCCAACUCUCAGUUAACGAUGAAUGGCAAAUUUUCCUCACUCCCUUUCCGAGAUGACUUCCUUGCUUGUCUUUGGUUGUAAAUUUGGGGUUCCUUGAUGGCUGCUGUGCAGCCCUGUGCUACAAAGAUAUGCUCGUGGUGUGAGUGCUGUUGGCUACAGCUGUUUGCACCAAGGCUGGGAAGGCAAUCGUCUCACGGCAGUUUGUGGAAAUGACAAGGACCCGAAUUGAAGGUUUGCUGGCAGCAUUCCCCAAACUGAUGAACACUGGGAAGCAGCACACAUUUGUGGAGACAGAAAGUGUGCGGUACGUGUACCAGCCACUGGAAAAACUCUACAUGGUAUUGAUCACAACCAAAAAUAGCAACAUCCUGGAAGAUCUGGAAACACUCCGUCUCUUCUCUCGAGUGAUUCCAGAAUAUUGCAGAGUUCUGGAGGAGAGUGAGAUAUCAGAGCACUGCUUUGAUCUGAUCUUUGCCUUUGAUGAGAUAGUGGCUCUGGGUUACCGUGAGAACGUGAACCUAGCCCAGAUCCGAACCUUCACAGAAAUGGACUCUCAUGAAGAGAAAGUUUUCCGGGCAGUUCGAGAGACACAGGAACGUGAAGCGAAAGCAGAGAUGCGUCGGAAGGCCAAGGAGUUACAGCAGGCUCGCCGGGAUGCCGAGAGGCAAGGCAAGAAAGCUCCUGGCUUUGGUGGGUUUGGCAGUGGAGGAAUCUCUGGCAGCUCAGCAGCAUCCAUGAUAACAGAUGCCAUCAUCGAACCAGAGAAGCCAAAGGUGACACCAGCAGUAAUGAGGGCUGAUGCAGCAGGUCUUGCGUGUGAAGCUGGUUUAUAUAUAAUCAGACCUUCUGGCCCAAGCAAAGCCUUAAAACUUGGGGCAAAGGGAAAGGAUGUGGAGAAUUUCGUAGACAAGCUCAAGUUAGAAGGCGAACAGAUUAGUUCCUCAACAAAGCGUUCGUCAGAAGUGGCUAAAGUGCUGUCGCCUCCUGUUAAUGUAGAAAGUGUACACCUGAAGAUCGAAGAGAAGAUUUCACUGACAUGUGGCCGGGAUGGUGGCUUGCAAAACAUGGAGAUACACGGCAUGAUCAUGCUCCGGGUUAGUGAUGAAAAACAGGGGAGAAUUCGUCUUCAAGUGGAGAACGAUGACAAAAAAGGAGUUCAGCUACAGACUCACCCGAACGUGGAUAAGAAACUUUUCACUACAGACUCUUUGAUUGGCCUAAAGAACCCAGAGAAAUCCUUCCCACUGAAUAAUGAUGUUGGGGUCCUGAAGUGGAGGUUGCAAACCAAUGAGGACGCCUUGAUUCCCCUCGCCAUUAAUUGCUGGCCUUCAGAGAGUGCCACUGGUUGCGAUGUAAAUAUUGAGUAUGAGCUACAGGAGAGCACUCUGGAACUAAACGAUGUGAUCAUCUCCAUUCCUGUUCCGGCUGGUGUUGGCGCCCCACUAAUUGGUGAACUCGAUGGCGAGUAUCGCCACGACAGCAGGAAAAACAUUCUCGAGUGGUGCCUACCAGUCAUCGAUGCCAAAAAUAAAACUGGCAGUCUGGAGUUCAGUAUAGCUGGACAGCCCAAUGAUUUCUUCCCGGUCAACGUGUCCUUUGUGUCCAAAAGGAACUACUGCAAUAUACAGGUGACCGGAAUCAGUCAUGUUGACAGCAACAGCCCCGUGAGGUUCUCUAUGGAAACCAUGUUACUGGUUGAAAAAUAUGAAAUACUGUAAAAAAAAAAAUAAAUCAAUCAAUGCACAGCAGAUAUCCAGAAAUCACGAGAACAGAUGUCGCCAAGCUGCACACAAGAUCGAAGACCCUAAACUUCAAAAAUAAAAUUGCACAGUGUUUGUGUAUGUGAAGAUUCAGAACGCCUAGACAAAAAUGUGGUUUAUUAUCUGUCAUUCGAACCUGCCGACUAUUCUCAGAUCUGAAAGAGGAGUUUGAUAUUAAUAUUGUAAUUAACCAGCAAGUAAACACUUGUCUUUGUUUUGAAAAGUCGGGGAGAGGAAUGGGUGGGUGGGAAGGGGAUGACGUUUGGUAGCACCUACAGUGUCAUGUAUUUCAGCUACAGCACCUGUUAUUCCCUAUCAUAUUGCCUCCUUGGCUGUAAUUAUCGUUUUAGCCCUUUUGUUGAGUUAGUUUCCAACGUAAAGUGACAAUUUUUUUUCUUUUUAUCUUUGAUUUGGAUGAAAGAUGAUUGAAGCAGAAAUUUUGUAACCCUGUAAAGUGUAUAAGAGGGAAUAUGACAACAUUCCAGUGUAAAAAGAUUUAACAAAAGUGUAAUCUUUAAAAAUGAUUAAAAGUAUAUUAUAAAACCAAAAA
Carcharodon carcharias (great white shark) is the source of this 2471-nucleotide messenger RNA. Its product is annotated as coatomer subunit delta. The record is from RefSeq and is a predicted model, not a curated record. The coding region runs from base 371 to 1879 and encodes 502 amino acids. The transcript has 12 exons. Gene Ontology annotation, cellular component: COPI vesicle coat; cytosol. Lineage: Eukaryota; Metazoa; Chordata; Chondrichthyes; Lamniformes; Lamnidae. Gene Ontology annotation, biological process: endoplasmic reticulum to Golgi vesicle-mediated transport; retrograde vesicle-mediated transport, Golgi to endoplasmic reticulum; Golgi localization.